UACUUACUUAGUACGAAGAAAUCGACGCAUUUUAAACCGAGGCUGAUGUAAAAAUAUAAUUCUUUCUUUUCUAAAUUGACAUAAGAAAUUAUAGAACAAAGUCAAAAUGUCGGGCUUGGAAAAAUAUCAAGACAAUCCUGCUUGGCGUGAGAAUCUGCUAAAACAUCUGCUUACAGCGCGACCACCUGUAAAAACCAAACCACCAAAAGAAAUAAUGGAACAACGUAGCAGCUUGGGUAUUGUGUUGGACUUUGAGGCCUUGAUGAAAGCCAGGAAGGAAGAGAUAGGCGCAGCUGCGAAGCAGACUGAAAGCGAGGCCACGGCCUCAACUACUUCUUCAAGUUUUGCUACCAUCCAAAAUUAUAGAGAAACCAUAUACGAAACUCGUGAUGAUGGCAUAUACGAUGAGUCUAAUGAGAGUUUUGAUGCAUUGGAGCGUAUGUGCAAUAAAACAGCCUCUGAUCCUGAUAGCACGUUGUUUCACUAUUUGCACAGCGAUGAAAAGGAACAGGUGUUGGCCAUGGCCAAAGAGCAUAGCGCGCGUGAAGAUAAAAGCGGCAUGGAAAUGAACUCCCUACGCCGCCUAUUGGAUGACCUGAGCUUCACAGAUCAGUUGGAUCAGGAGAGUCCACUUAAAGGUAUUGAGUGCACACAGCUGGAAGACGUUGAAGCCCCGUCGCGCUUCUGGGACAUGGAUAACACUAUCAAUGCUAAUGAAUCUGGAAUGGCGUCAGCAAAAAAGACAUCGCCAGUUAAAAUGGUAGGACUACUACGACCAUCCACCAUAAUUGAGGCUAAUGAAAUAGAUUUGACCGGCGCAUUGUCGGAUAAAUCAGAAAGUACUACAAGCAACAGCUUCAAGACCGCGGCUACUUUGAAGACAGCCAUGAGCACAGAUACACUUGCCUCUGGCUCCAGUUGCUAUGAAACAGCUGCAGACAAUUCAUUGGCGAGCAGCACUAAGGACUCUGCAACAGCAACAACGUUGAACGUUGAUGAUUUGUUUUAUGCAGCAAUUGGCAAGACAAAGACUCAUGGCAUGACCACGAAAGAGCAUGAGGAGCUCAUGUGCGAUCUGCAGGAAAGCCUAAUGGAUAUCGCGUCGGCACGACCAAAUCAAUCGCUUGUAAGCGAAUUCGUUGAUGAGACCAUUAUUGAAUUAUCUUCGUCUAGUGAUGAGGAAGAUGAGCAUGAGAAUGUGCAAGAGGUUAUCAAGCUGGAGGAAAGCUUUGAGGAUAAUGAAAAUAACUUAAUGCAUUUUAAUGAUACCAUGGAGCAAAAUGAGCCUGAAUGUGAACAAGAUCCUAUCAAACUUGAGCAAAGUGUGGAGGAUAAAGAAAAUAAAUCAAUGCAUUUUAAUGAUACCAUGGAGCAAAGCGAGCCUGAAUGUGAACAAGAUCCUAUUAAACUUGAGCAAAGUGUGGAGGAUAAAGAAAAUAAAUCAAUGCAUUUUAAUGAUACCAUGGAGGAAAUGGAGUAUAUGAUACAAAAAGGCUUGGAGUACAUGAAGGCCAACAUUAAGCCUACAACUUCAAAGCCAACGACUCCCAAGCUAACAACUCCCAAGCCAACGACUCCCAAGCCAACAACUCCCAAGCCAACAAAUCUUAAGCCAGCCACUCCGAAGCUGGCCACUUAUUCUCCAAAUAUAUCAAAGCAGAGUACAUUUAUUUUGUCACCCAAAAAAAGCCAACGCCCACUCCAACUUCAACUCCUACAGCAUCGCCAAUGCGUCAUUGUUACAACAACAGCAGUAGCAGUAUCGGAAAAUCUAGUAACUAUAGCAGCGGCAAGAAGAAGUUGCCUACAACGCCCAAUACGCCACGAUAUGCCCUCAAUAUGGAAUCGGAAAAGCCCAGAAUAUUUACAACCUUCGUCCAUUCCUAUGCGUCGUGCUGUGCUUAAGCUGAACAAUCAGUUUGAUAACAUUGUAAGUCCCAUACGCGCAUAUACUCACAAGUCAGGCACUGCUCCGCUCAUGAGCAUGUUCCGUCCCACUGGCAAUUGCAAUGAAGUAUUUAGUGAUUUAGAGCAUAGUGAACUGGAGCUGGAAUCGCGUCUUCAUCAAAUUAAACAUGGCCAAGCCCAAGCAAAAUAUGCUGGCGCUGCGAAUCCAUUAAAAAAGAACCUGGAGAAUCUAAUGCCCAAUAUGCCGCUGUUGCCCAAAAAGGCAUACAUAUCCAGUGAACUGAAAGAGAUUGUUGAUAAGCGUACGCCUAUGCCAAUGCCAAGUGUACCACAGAUACAAAAGUAUCUCAAUUCAGCAAUGGAACCUUCGGUGAUGCGCCAUGAGGGCAAAAUAAAGCUGCCUGGCAAUACUGUUUCGCAUAUUCCACGCCGUCCCAAUCAAAGUUUAGCUGAUCUGUCACUAGCCUCUGGCGAUGUCUCACUAUAUACCAUAAAGGAUGCGCAAAAGUUUUAACGCUGCCUAGCUGUGAAUUCAAGAAACUUCAAUUUGCG
Messenger RNA from Drosophila busckii, 2460 nucleotides. RefSeq lists its product as uncharacterized. The record is from RefSeq and is a predicted model, not a curated record. Lineage: Eukaryota; Metazoa; Arthropoda; Insecta; Diptera; Drosophilidae.